AUGAUCAGGGAAAAUGCGGACGAGAUUGCAGAUGCAAUUCAGAAGGACCUUGGCCGUUGUAAAUCUGAAACAGCAGUGUUUGACCUCGAUCUUCUGGAAGCCGAUAUUAAUGAGGCAAUCAAAAACCUGCAUUAUUGGACGAAACCGGAAUAUGUCACAAAAUCUCUGAUGUAUACUGUGAUGUCAUGUUAUGUGCAUCGCGAACCCCUGGGAGUUGCGUUAAUAAUAGGUGCCUGGAACUACCCUAUUCAAUUGGUGGUUUUGCCACUCAUAGGAGCAAUAGCUGCAGGAAACUGCGCUGUCUUAAAACCCUCUGAAAUCUCAAAAAACUCAGCUGAACUUAUCGCUAAUUUGAUUCCAAAGUAUCUCGAUAAUGAGUGCUUCAAAGUUGUUUGCGGAGGUGUAGAUGAGACUACGGAAUUACUAGAGCAGAAGUUUGAUAAGAUAUUUUAUACUGGAAACAAUACGGUCGGAAAGAUUGUGAUGACAGCAGCAGCAAAACAUUUGACUCCGGUCGUGCUGGAAUUGGGCGGGAAGUGUCCGGUGUAUGUUGCAGAUGAUGCAGACCUGAAGAUCUCAGCCAAUAGACUGGUUUGGGCUAAGAUGCUUAAUUGCGGGCAAACUUGUGUGGCCCCUGAUUUCAUACUCUGCUCCGAUAAAAUACAAGUGAGUGCUUUCCAUGCAGUUUUGGGCACUGUUUGA
Molecule: messenger RNA, 702 nt
Organism: Symsagittifera roscoffensis
Lineage: Eukaryota; Metazoa; Xenacoelomorpha; Acoela; Convolutidae
Product: aldehyde dehydrogenase family 3 member B2-like
Exons: 1
Coding region: 1-702 (233 amino acids)
Biological process (GO): aldehyde metabolic process
Cellular component (GO): cytoplasm
Molecular function (GO): aldehyde dehydrogenase (NAD+) activity
Source: RefSeq, a predicted model, not a curated record